GCCGCCGCCGUAUAACGGGGAGGAGGCGAGGGGAGGAAGCAACAGCGCCGGCAGGGGAAGGCAGAGCUCGGCAGUGAACAGACGCAGGCAUUGUAGCGGCACACACACACGCGGGUGUGCAACACGGAGCGACCAACAUGUACGAGGAGAACGCGGCUCUGCACAGACCCCGCUAUGGAUCUAUUGUGGACGAUGAAAGACUCUCGGCAGAGGAGAUGGAUGAGAGGAGGCAUCAGAAUAUUGCUUAUGAAUAUCUAUGUCAUCUAGAGGAGGCCAAACAAUGGAUAGAAGCCUGUCUACGUGAAGAAUUGCCCCCGACCACUGAGCUCGAGGAGGGACUGAGGAAUGGAGUCUAUCUUGUUAAACUUGCCAGGUUCUUUGCUCCGAAGUUGGUGCCCGAGCGAAAGAUCUACGAUAUUGAACAAACAAGAUACAAGCGUUCUGGGUUGCAUUUUCGACAUACAGACAAUACAGUGCAGUGGCUCAGGGCAAUGGAGUCCGUUGGGUUACCAAAGAUAUUUUAUCCUGAGACGACAGAUGUUUAUGAUCGAAAAAAUAUGCCCAGAGUGAUCUACUGCAUACAUGCACUCAGUCUGUACCUGUUCAAACUUGGAAUUGCACCUCAGAUCCAAGACUUGCUGGGAAAGGUGGAUUUUACAGAGGAGGAAAUCAGUAAUAUGCGCAAAGAAUUGGAAAAAUAUGGAAUUCAGAUGCCUGCGUUCAGCAAGAUUGGUGGAAUUCUGGCAAACGAACUCUCAGUUGAUGAAGCUGCAUUGCAUGCUGCUGUGAUGGCGAUCAACGAAGCAAUAUCUCACAAGGUCCCAGAGGAGACCAUGAAGGCGUUAACCAACCCAAAUGCUGUUUUAAGUAAUAUUGAGAACAAAUUAGCUCAGGAUUAUCAAGAGAAAUUAUUUGAGGCCAAGAAGAUUAAGCAAGAAAGGAAUGCUGGAGGCAAGAGUGAUUCUGUCAAUGCCGAAGAGAGAGAGAUGUACGAGGAAUUACUGACACGCAACGAAAUUCAAGAUAAUGUCAAUAAAGUCAAUGUAAAUAAGGCUCUGCAGAGGGUGAACCAAGCUCUGGAGAAACAGGAUGAGAAUGAUUUACUGUCCGGUCUGCAGGCCCCUUCACUCAGUCUUGCGGCAGUGUACCAGGAGAAUGCACCGUGGUAUCUGACGAAUCUCCACACUGAACGAGAGCAGAAAUCACAGCAAGAGAGUUUUUCUGGUAUGCUAAACAAAGAUGAUCUUCAAGCAGGUAUCAGCCUUUCCAAUGACCAGGCCAGAGCCCAUAAACUUAAGCUUGAAGCCGUUGAUAAAAUAAAUGCUGCUAUCCUCAACAAUGAUGCAGUGCAGACUGUGAAAGCGCUGAUGUUGCCUGAGGCACAGUUGCCUGGGGUGAAUCCAGACAUGCCUGACUUGUAUCAGUUGGAGCUGUCCAACCUGCAGAGGCAGAAUCCCGAGGGGAAGCUGACACACGAAGAGCUGGCAAUCGCUGUGGAGAUGUUGUCAGCAGUAGCACAACUGAAUGGAGCUCUGACCCUGAACAACGUUGAGGAAAUGAUACAGCACCUCACCAGCCCAGCUAUUGGAAUUAGCAACCUGCAAGAUGCAUACACCCAGCGCUAUGCAGACACGCUAAUGCUGCUAAAGACACAAGCUGCAGAGCAGGGGCAGGAUUACCUGAGUUGGAAUGACAUUCAAGCUUGCAUUGAAGAAGUCAACAUGCAAAUUAAGGAAGAAAGUGAACGUGUUUUUGCAGCUGACCUUAUCAAUGAUGCAGUAGAUAAAAAGGAUCCAAAUAAAACACUGGAGGCAUUAUUGAUGCCGUCAGCCAAAUUACAGGAAGUGAACUCCUCCAUAGCAAACCAUUACCAAGAUGUCUUGUGGGACACAAAGCAACAGAAAUGCAAGGUAUCUCAGGAUGACGGGGCAGCAUUGUGGUUGGAUGAGAUACAAGAAGCAAUCCUUUCUGCAAACCAAGACACUGAAGAUGCACAUUCCUUGGCCAUCGCAGUGUCCGAGAUCAACUCAGCAAUAGAGAAUGGGGAUUCACAGCAGACGCUUGCUGCGAUGCAGUCUUCAAAUGCCGUCACGAGAGGAGUUGUACCAGAAUGUGCCGAUACUUAUCAGAAUGAACUCUUUGAGGCAAAGAAGCAAAAGACUGGAGAAGGACCAAAUGGAAGUCUUUGGGUUAUUCACAAGAUAAAGGACAAGUAUGAGUAUUACCACAACCUGGAAACGGCAGAAGGCACGUGGGAAAAGCCAGAGUCCAUUGUACAAAACAACACCCAGCUUAGUAGAGAAGAAAUUCAGGAUGUUACUGGCCGAAUAACAACAGACCAUCACCGGGAGCAGCUGUGGUUGGCGAAUGAGGGUCAAGUCAUCCGUCUGCAAGCAUGUGCAAGAGGCUACCUUGCCAGAAAAGCUUACAGUGAGCGGCUGAACUACCUCCACAAACAGGAACCUUCAACCAUCCGUCUACAGUCAUCUUGGAAAGGGUACAAACAGAGGAAGUCUUACAAGGGCAGGUUAAGAGUCCUGCAAGAUAACGUUGCAACUAUCACUAAGAUCCAGUCUUUUGUAAGGAUGUGGAAAGCAAGAAGAGCAUAUCGUACGCGUUGUCAGUACUUCAAAGAUCAUACGCCAGAAAUCAUUAAAAUUCAAGCAUACCUCCGAGCAAACAAAGCUAAAGAUGACUACAAAACGUUGAUCAAUGCAGGUGAACCCCCAUUGAAUGUUGUGCGUAAGUUCGUGCACCUGCUCGACCAAAGUGACCUGGACUUCCAGGAAGAGUUGGAAGUCACAAGAUUACGGGAAGAGGUUGUGACCAAAAUCCGAUCCAAUCAGCAACUCGAGAAGGACCUCAACCUCAUGGACAUAAAGAUUGGGCUUUUGGUGAAAAACAGGAUCACGCUGCAGGAUGUUAUUUCCCACAGUAAGAAAAUGGACAAAAAGAAUAAGGGCCAGGCUAUGGAAGUGAUUUCAGGUGACAAACAAGGGCUAAAGUCACUCAGCAAAGAGAAAAGGAAAAAACUCGAGGCUUACCAACAUCUAUUCUAUCUGCUGCAGACAAAUCCGGCCUAUUUGGCCAAAUUGAUCUUCCAGAUGCCCCAAAACAAAUCAACCAAAUUUAUGGAUACAGUCAUCUUCACCUUGUACAACUAUGCUUCAAACCAGAGAGAAGAAUAUCUACUGUUAAAACUUUUCAAGACUGCAUUGGAAGAGGAGAUCAAAUCUAAAGUGGACCAAGUUCAGGAAAUAGUCACUGGAAACCCCACGGUCAUUAAAAUGGUGGUCACUUUUAACCGGGGUACGCGAGGGCAAAACGCACUCAGGCAGCUGCUGGCUCCCGUCGUGAAAGAAAUCAUGGAAAAUAAAACGCUGGCCAUAAAUACCAACCCAGUGGAGGUGUACAAGGCCUGGGUGAAUCAGAUGGAGAUGCAAACUGGUGAAGCUAGCAAACUACCGUAUGAUGUAACAGCGGAGCAGGCUCUGUCACAUGAAGAAGUGAAGUCAAAACUGGAAUCAUCCAUGAACAAUCUCCAGCUGGUCACCGACAAGGUUCUCACAUCCAUAUGCACGUCCUUGGAUGCCAUUCCUUAUGGAAUGAGGUACAUAGCCAAAGUUCUGAAGAACUCGCUUCAUGAGAAAUUUCCCGAUUCCACUGAAGAUGAACUGCUAAAGAUUGUGGGCAACCUCCUUUACUAUCGCUACAUGAACCCCGCCAUCGUUGCGCCCGAUGGGUUCGACAUCAUAGACAUGACUGCGGGCGGACAGCUUCACCCGGACCAGCGACGCAAUCUGGGCUCGGUGGCAAAAGUGCUGCAGCACGCUGCAUCCAACAAGCUGUUUGAAGGGGAGAACGCCCAGUUGUCAUCGAUGAAUAACUUCUUAUCUCAGACGUACCAGAAGUUCAGGAAGUUUUUCCAGGAAGCCUGUGACGUGCCGGAACCCGAAGAGAAGUUUAAUAUCGAUGAAUACUCUGACAUGGUGACAUUGAGCAAACCUGUCAUCUACAUCUCCAUUGAAGAAAUUAUAAACACUCACUCGUUGCUGUUGGAACAUCAGGAGGCUAUUUCACCCGAUCAUAAUGACCUAUUGCAUGAGCUCCUGGAAGGAUUAGGAAGUGUACCUGACGUUGAAACUUUGAUUGGGGAAGGUGCUGUAGACCCAAAUGACCCCAACAAAGAAAAUGUACUUUCCCAACUUGCCAAGACGGAGGUCUCGCUCGCCCUGACCAGCAAGGUUGAGUUGCGAGAGGGGGAUGACACGGAUAUGAAGAGUUUGAUGAUAAAGACCAAGUGGUUGAUAGUGGAUGUGAUCAGAGCACAGCCUGGAGAAACAUUAAGCACAAUCUUAGAGACACCAGCCACCUCCCAGCAGGAAGCCAACUACUUGAAGGUGGUGGAAAUGCGUGCCCUGCAGGAUGCCAAAGUUCCGGAUAAAAUGAAACACAAUCAGUUGGACGUUGAGGAUGGGCAGCUCCCCCUCGAACAGAAAAAAAGGAAAAUCCAAAGGAAUCUGCGGACACUGGAACAAGCUGGCCUAGUCUCAGUGACGAAUAAAUACCAAGAGCUGAUCAAUGACAUUGCAAAGGAUAUUCGAAACCAGAGAAGAUAUCGGCAGCAUCGCAAGGCCGAACUUGUGAAAAUACAGCAGACUUUGAGCGCACUUAAUUCAAAAUCCAAGUUUUAUGAAGAACAGAAUAAUUAUUAUAAUACCUAUAUCAAAACAUGCCUGGACAACUUAACAAGAAAGAAUGCCAGAAGAUCAAUAAAAUUGGAUGGCAAAGGGGAAGAAAAGGGCAACAAGAAAAUGAAACAGUCAACUUUGCGAUACACGGCCGCUCGUUUGCAUGAGAAAGGCGUGCUUCUGGAAAUUGAUGGACUGCAGUCCAACCAGCUCAAGAAUGUCCUCUUUGACAUCACGCCAAGCGAGGAAGUGGGUGAUUUUGAAGUCAAGGCCAAGUUCAUGGGAAUGGAAGUGGAAAAAGUGCAACUUCAUUUUCAGGACCUGCUGGAAUUACAGUAUGAAGGCGUGGCAGUUAUGAAGAUAUUUGAGAAGGCUAAAGUCAACGUAAACCUGCUGGUUUUCCUGCUGAAUAAGAAAUUCUAUGGGAAAUAAACAAACCGUCCACACAGGCAGCAAUCCUGACAGUCUGCCCGAAAAUCUCAAUCUUAUCAUAGUUCAAAUAAAGUAUCGUGUCCUUGCACUCAAUGUCAGAGUCACAAAGGUAUUGAAGAUAUCAAUUGUUUUUAAAAAAGACAUAUCACUGUUUUCUACCAUCUAUUGUACUCUCUGCAAAAGUAGUAGUCUGUGCAUUCUUGGUAUGUUCAGAAAUUCUCAAUCGUGAUAUAUAAUUUUACAAAGAUGACACAGGAAAAUGUAAGACAAGAUUCCUGUGUUUGGAUCAUUUGCUGUUGAGUGACUAUGAUUCACUGUGUGCUUAAAUGGAUUUUUAAGAAGAUAUAAUUAAUAAAGUAACCCUGGUUUCAAAUACUUUUAGCUGGAAAAUUGCACUGGCAAUGAGGUAGAGUGUUCAUAUUCCUUUGGAGAAUCUGUUUUUAUGUUCCUUAGUCAUUGCACUAUAUCAUCCCGUUUUCCCCACAUUCCAGAGCACUGCGCUACUAUUUACAGAGACACUGGUGGUCAAAGUGCCAGUGGUCUUUGCUGAUUUUCACUUACUACAGCGAAAAUAAAGGAACAAUAGCAACCCAUUCUAUUAUUAAAACUGUGAUGUUUUGUGGAAAGUCAGGAAUGUAAACAGUAUGGUCACGUAUUUUCUUUUAAAUUCACGACAAAUUUGCAAUUUCAAAGCUAAUUUGGUGUUAAGGGCUAACUUUUGCAAUUUGGAUUUUGUUACUUAAUUAAGGAAGAGGAGAUUAUUUAAGCGAAUCUACAGGAAAAAAAAUCAUACGAGGUGUCUAGAGAUUAUGGUUGGGAGUGUGUUGUAAACUGUCGACUAUAUAACUAAGCAAUUCAGAUGAAUAUAGACACAAAAAGCUGGAGUCACUCAGCGGGUCUGUCAGCAUCUCUGGAGAAAAGGAACGGGUGACGUUUCAGGUCGGAACCCCCUCCUCAGACUUCUGAUGAAUAUCCACUCCCUGUUUUCAGCGGUUUAACGCAGUCCAGGGUUAGAAAAUCGGUCGAGCUGCGUUUUAUUUGUUCCUGACUCGUAUUGAAAGAAAUGUCGUCAAAGAAGGCUUAACCUCCAUAGGAUGUCAAAUGUACUGGAAAUGUUUUCAAUAAUAUUCAUUUCAAUAAUAUUGUACUGUAUCAUAUUUCUGAAAGCCAGUAUGAGUAAUAUUUAAGAUCUAUCUCAUUUUUUAAAUAAAAUCCAAAACCUCAUUGAGAAGAAAUCGAACCUCUGGAAAAACUAUCUGGUACAAUAACUCAGGUCCAUGUUGAUACUGAAGUAUGAUAUUUUGUAUAGGAAGAAAGCAAUGCAAUACAAUUCAUUAUUAAUCAAACUGGUUAAGACACUGCCUCGUACACUUAGUAUCUGAAAAAAACAUACCAGCAUAGUAUUUGGCCGUAUAUGCUUCACAGCUCAAAUUCCUUGACUUUCGAAAGUGAGUAUUUAAACUAUGGGUUACUUGAUGCUCCCAUUUAGUACACGCGUUCAUCUUGUGAAUUAUCUUCCCAGUAACAAGAGGCAUCAAAUGUUGUAACCUUUUAAUGCUUGUCUUCUAACUUGACAGGAAUAAUUUUGCCACAUACAGUGCAGGUGUAAUGUAAUAAAUUGGUGAAAUUGAGGAAAAACUGGAAAUGGAAGUUUUGAAAUUGCAAUCACCGUAAUCCUUAAUUCGUGAUUUUCAAUUGAUUUACUUUUCUAGAAUGACUAUAAUUUUGUUAAAUCUUGAAAUGAAGACGAUAGAAUAAUGUGACCAAAAUACUCUGUUCUGGGGAAUUGAUUUAAACUCUGAACAGAAAUGGUUCCAUGUUGCUUAUUUAGUUGGAGAAUAAUUCAAUUUAAUCAUUUAUUUAAAUAGUUGGCUUUGAAUUCAAUGUACAAUUUCAGUUAUGAAAACAUUCCAUUUAAAAUAUUCAAUGUAAAAAGAUAAAAUAUUAUAUGAUUUAUACAAUACAAGAUAAUAAAUAUGCACUACUGCCUUAGUGGCCAAAAGUAUAUUUGAAGCCAAUGCGUACUACCUGUAGUGUGGUAACAAAGUAAUGAUUUGGCUAUAGCAAUUGAUUUAUGUAUGUAUUCUGUCAGUUCACACUGAUAUUUGUGCCUUUUGUACGUAAAUCGCUGUCCCAUUAGUGUUAGCUAUUUAUAGCUAUUCAUUUUACAACCAAACUAGUGAAAUUGUGCUUGACAACAUUUUUUAUGAUUGUCUGCCUUUGUCAAAUUGUGUAAAAUAAAUCUUUCUAAAGAG
This is a messenger RNA of Leucoraja erinaceus (little skate), 7378 nucleotides long. RefSeq names its product IQ motif containing GTPase activating protein 2 (gene iqgap2). NCBI's taxonomy places the organism in Eukaryota, Metazoa, Chordata, Chondrichthyes, Rajiformes, Rajidae. Gene Ontology annotation, cellular component: cytoplasm. The record is from RefSeq and is a predicted model, not a curated record. The transcript is spliced from 38 exons. Gene Ontology annotation, biological process: regulation of actin cytoskeleton organization; regulation of GTPase activity. Gene Ontology annotation, molecular function: calmodulin binding; GTPase activator activity; actin filament binding. Bases 138 to 5123 code for a protein of 1661 amino acids.